AUGAUAACAAUUCUGCAUUUGUAUCUUGAGACUGAGUUGCUGGAGAAGAAGCUGUUGAGAUAUGGUUCAGAGACUGAGGUGCUGGAGAAGGAGCUGUUGAGAUAUGGUUCAGAGAUUGAGGUGCUGGAGAAGGAGCUGUUGAGAUAUGGUUCAGAGAUUGAGGUGCUGGAGAAGGAGCUGUUGAGAUAUGGUUCAGAGACUGAGGUGCUGGAGAAGGAGCUGUUGAGAUAUGGUUCAGAGAUUGAGUUGCUGGAGAAGGAGCUGUUGAGAUAUGGUUCAGAGACUGAGGUGCUGGAGAAGGAGCUGUUGAGAUAUGGUUCAGAGAUUGAGGUGCUGGAGAAGGAGCUGUUGAGAUAUGGUUCAGAGACUGAGGUGCUGGAGAAGGAGCUGUUGAGAUAUGGUUCAGAGAUUGAGUUGCUGGAGAAGGAGCUGUUGAGAUAUGGUUCAGAGACUGAGGUGCUGGAGAAGGAGCUGUUGAGAUAUGGUUCAGAGAUUGAGUUGCUGGAGAAGGAGCUGUUGAGAUAUGGUUCAGAGACUGAGGUGCUGGAGAAGGAGCUGUUGAGAUAUGGUUCAGAGAUUGAGUUGCUGGAGAAGGAGCUGUUGAGAUAUGGUUCAGAGACUGAGGUGCUGGAGAAGGAGCUGUUGAGAUAUGGUUCAGAGAUUGAGGUGCUGGAGAAGGAGCUUUGGAGAUAUGGUUCAGAGAUUGAGUUGCUGGAGAAGAAGCUGUUGAGAUAUGGUUCAGAGACUGAGGUGCUGGAGAAGGAGCUGUUGAGAUAUGGUUCAGAGAUUGAGUUGCUGGAGAAGGAGCUGUUGAGAUAUGGUUCAGAGACUGAGGUGCUGGAGAAGGAGCUGUUGAGAUAUGGUUCAGAGAUUGAGGUGCUGGAGAAGGAGCUGUUGAGAUAUUGUUCAGAGACUGAGUUGCUGGAGAAGGAGCUGUUGAGAUAUGGUUCAGAGAUUGAGUUGCUGGAGAAGGAGCUGUUGAGAUAUGGUUCAGAGACUGAGGUGCUGGAGAAGGAGCUGUUGAGAUAUGGUUCAGAGAUUGAGGUGCUGGAGAAGGAGCUGUUGAGAUAUGGUUCAGAGAUUGAGGUGUUGGAGAAGGAGAUGUUAAGAUAUGGUUCAGAGAUUGAGGUGCUGGAGAAGGAGCUGUUGAGAUAUUGUUCAGAGACUGAGUUGCUGGAGAAGGAGCUGUUGAGAUAUGGUUCAGAGAUUGAGUUGCUGGAGAAGGAGCUGUUGAGAUAUUGUUCAGAGAUUGAGUUGCUGGAGAAGGAGCUGUUGAGAUAUGGUUCAGAGAUUGAGGUGCUGGAGAAGGAGCUGUUGAGAUAUUGUUCAGAGACUGAGUUGCUGGAGAAGGAGCUGUUGAGAUAUGGUUCAGAGAUUGAGGAGCUGGAGAAGGAGAUGUUGAGAGAGUAUUAG
Messenger RNA from Dryobates pubescens (Downy woodpecker), 1413 nucleotides. Its product is annotated as testis-specific gene 10 protein-like. Gene Ontology annotation, cellular component: cytoskeleton. Bases 1 to 1413 code for a protein of 470 amino acids. The record is from RefSeq and is a predicted model, not a curated record. The transcript has 2 exons. Lineage: Eukaryota; Metazoa; Chordata; Aves; Piciformes; Picidae.